Messenger RNA from Symbiodinium natans, 519 nucleotides. NCBI's taxonomy places the organism in Eukaryota, Dinophyceae, Suessiales, Symbiodiniaceae. The record is from the annotation of a GenBank genome assembly.
AUGGACGAUCUUUGCUACGAAUGGUGCGAAGGUCAAGGGUUGGAUGAGGCGUGUCUGAUAAAACUGCUCGAGCUGGACGUUGACACGAGGCAAACUGUCAUCAAUGGCUUCGAGCCCAAGCCUGGAACGAAAAAUGUUUCCGGACUUUUUAUGGGCUACGUGCGCUCCAUUCAGCAAGCAGCGGCGGGAGCGCCGGCAGCGCUGGCAGCGCCAGCGCAGAUGCAAUGGAAGGGCAUUCCCAGAGGCAUCUCCAAAGGCAUCCCGAAGGGCACGAAGGGCCGUGGCAAAGAAGCAAAAUCGCUGGCCAUGCCGACUAUGCCGGCCAUGCCGGCCAUGCCAAGCAUUGCCCAGAAUGCUGCAGCACAGUUGCAAGAAGAGGCCAUCAAGUUCGCGGAGUCCUGGGGCCUGGAUGACGACUGCAUCGCGCAGCUUCUGGCGCAGCCACCGCAGGCUCGUGGGCCUGCACUGCCUGCUUGGCCUGCGACCCGAGAGUUGCCGUCCGGAAUGAUUCUCUCCUGA